AUGUGGGGCUCGGCCUUGGCGCUCUGGACUGCCGCCGGCAUGGCGUGCCUGCAGAGGGGCCGCAGAGCUCCCGGGCCCGUGCUCGGGGCCGCCUGCCUCUUCUCCGUGGCUUUCGGACUGGGCCAGAGCGGCGAAGAGAACAGAUGUACCAGCUCGAAUGCAGCAACAUGUAGCAAGUGCCUGGUGCUGGGCCCAGAGUGUGGAUGGUGUGCCCAAGAGGACUUCAUGGCUGGAGCAGCAGCAAGUGAACGUUGUGACAUGGUUUCCAACUUAGUAAGCAAAGGCUGCUUGUCCGAUUUUAUAGAAUCCCCUUCGGUCGGUGUGACGAUACCCACUGGAAGUGAAGUGAACACUCAAGUCAGCCCUGGGGAGGUACUCAUCCAACUGCGACCAGGAGCUGAAGCUAGCUUUCUGCUGAAAGUCCACCCUUUACAAAAAUACCCUGUGGAUCUUUAUUAUCUUGUUGAUGUCUCAGCCUCCAUGCACAAUAAUAUAGAAAAACUAAACUCUGUUGGAAAUGACUUAUCCCGGAAAAUGGCAUCUUUUUCCCAUGACUUUCGACUUGGAUUUGGAUCCUACGUUGAUAAAACAGUGUCUCCCUAUAUUAGCAUCCACCCUGGCAGAAUCCACAAUCAGUGCAGCGAUUACAAUUUAGAUUGCAUGCCACCUCAUGGCUACAUUCACGUGCUGUCUCUGACAGAAAACAUCACGGAGUUUGAACGAGCAGUUGACAGACAGAAAAUCUCAGGGAAUAUCGAUACACCUGAAGGAGGUUUUGAUGCCAUGCUCCAGGCAGCAGUUUGCCAGAGUCAUAUUGGUUGGCGCAAGGAAGCUAAAAGAUUGCUUCUUGUGAUGACAGAUCAGACUUCUCACCUUGCCCUUGAUAGCAAACUUGCAGGGAUUGUGGUGCCAAAUGAUGGAAAAUGCCACCUAAAAGACAACGUCUACAUUAAGUCCACAAGCAUGGAGCAUCCCUCGCUGGGGCAACUUGCAGAAAAAUUAAUAGACAACAAUAUUAAUGUUAUUUUUGCAGUCCAAGGAAAACAGUUUCAUUGGUACAAGGAUCUCCUACCGCUUUUGCCUGGAACCGUGGCUGGCCAAAUUGAAUCAAAAGCAGCAAACCUCAACAACUUGGUGGUGGAUGCCUAUCAGAAACUGAUUUCCGAAGUGAGAGUUCAGGUGGAGAAUCAGAUACCAGGAGUCCAUUUUACCAUCACAGCCAUCUGUCCUGAUGGGAGCAGACAUACAGGGAUGGAAGGAUGCAGAAAUGUGACCAGCAGCGAUGAAGUUCUGUUCAACAUCACUGUGACCAUGGAUGUAUGCGAUGGAGCUGGUGGGAGAAGCUAUGCCAUCAUCAAGCCUAUUGGCUUCAAUGAAAGCACCAAAGUCCACAUCUAUAGGAACUGUAGCUGCCAGUGUGAUGAUGGCAGAAGCCCCAAACGGAAAUGUGUAGAUGAAACUCUCUUAGGUCCUACUUGUUCCCAGUGUGAUGGUGACAAGUGCUAUUUUGAUGGAGAUCAAUCCCAUCUGGACAGUUGCAAGGCACAAAAGAACCAGCCCAUUUGCAGUGGUCAAGGUGUCUGCAUAUGUGGGAAAUGUUUCUGUCACAAAACUAAACUUGGAAAAGUAUAUGGAAAAUACUGUGAAAUGGAUGACUUUUCCUGCCCAUAUCACCAUGGAAACCUGUGUGCUGGGCAUGGGGAAUGUGAAGGAGGCCUAUGCAAAUGCUUCCGCGGUUGGGAAGGAGACCGUUGCCAGUGUCCAUCUUCCUCUACCCAACACUGCGUCAAUUCCAAAGGCCAGGUGUGCAGUGGGAGAGGGGCUUGUGUGUGUGGGAAGUGUGAAUGCACGGAUCCCCGCAUCGUUGGCCGUUUCUGUGAAUACUGCCCCACCUGUGAUACAACCUGUGAUGAAAACCGGAAUUGUGUCCAAUGCUACCAUCCUCACAAUUUAUCUCAAGCUAUACUUGAUCAGUGCAGAGCCUCGUGUCCUCCAAGGGCCUAUUAUAUUGGCCAAAUAGAAGAAUGUUUCUCUAACCCAAGCCAUUUCCGAAUAUUUUUCAUCAUCUCCAUCAUCACAUUCCUUAUUGGAUUACUGAAGGUUCUCAUCAUCAGACAGGUCAUCCUCCAAAGGACCAGAAAUAAAGUGAAAUCUGCCAGCUACAGAGUGUCCACAUCAAAGAAGGAUAAGAUGUUUCUGCCAGCCGUCUGUACGCACACUGUCACAUACCGCCGUGACAAACCCGAAGAGAUAAACAUCGACAUCAGUAAAUUACACCCUCCUGAAACUUUUAAGCGCAACUUCUAAAGGAAUGGGGCCUUCAUUGGAAACCUUCUCCAUGACCAUCUCCUAAAAAAGAAGUCUUCACAUUGAGAAGUCGCAGGAGGUGCCCAAAUAUUCUUCAGUCACACCAUUGGUGGUUGAAAGUUCUGCUAGAGACUGACAUGCUUCCACAUUGUGACAUAGCCAUUGGAUGUGAUAGCUGCUGAUUUUGUGAAAGAGAAAUGUGGCUUACUACUGUUCGAGACUAGUGUUGUCCUAGCACUUUAAUGUAAUAUAUAACUUAUUUAGUUACAGCAUAGAAUGUAGAUCUGAACAGCACUGAUCUCACUUUACAGGUAGCUAACCUCCAUCCCUUUUCCCUGCUGGAAAGGACAAUGCUGUGAGAUGACUCUGGCAUCACUGCCUACUACAAGGGUACAGUCCUUUCUUGGGUUAUGUUCAUUCAUCACCAAAUUUCCAAAUGAAAAGUGGUUUUUAUUUUAAUUCAAUUAACCAGGU
Messenger RNA from Vombatus ursinus (common wombat), 2781 nucleotides. RefSeq names its product integrin subunit beta 8 (gene ITGB8). The coding region runs from base 1 to 2307 and encodes 768 amino acids. The record is from RefSeq and is a predicted model, not a curated record. Gene Ontology annotation, cellular component: cell surface; integrin complex; focal adhesion. Gene Ontology annotation, molecular function: integrin binding. NCBI's taxonomy places the organism in Eukaryota, Metazoa, Chordata, Mammalia, Diprotodontia, Vombatidae. The transcript is spliced from 14 exons. Gene Ontology annotation, biological process: cell migration; integrin-mediated signaling pathway; cell adhesion mediated by integrin.